AUGCAUAAGCUUGGCAGGAAAGCACGCUCUAAGACCGGCUGUCGGACUUGUAGAAUCCGCAAGGUGAAAUGCGACGAGGAAAAGCUGUCCGUGCAAGGGCACCGGGAACCGCAAUGUCGACGAUGUGCCGCCGCCCAAAUACUGUGCGAGUGGAAGGGCGGACCCAUCCCACGGAGGACCGCAGGGCCGUCCAAGAAGAGCCAAGCCACGGAGCACCCACGCGCCGUGAGGAAAGCGACACACUCCCAAGCCCAAGCCCAAGCCCGUCCGUCGGCCGCCGUGCCUUUGCUGCCCGCGCGGGACUCGUCGCCCACGGCGCUCCAAGCCGCCAAUUCUCUGGCGCUGUCCGACUCUGACCGGACCUGUCUGGCCUAUCUCCAAGAUUCCGCCCUGGUGGUGAUUCUUGGGAAGCAUUGGCCGUGGUCCACCAUGUCUUAUGCGUACCAUCGUGUGGCCGUCAAGGAACCGAUGGUGAUGAGCAUGAUUCUGGCCAGCACCUCCAGCGAGAUCCACCGAUCUCGUCUACACGAUCAGGACGGCGCACGUGCUGGCAGGGCGGGCGGUGAUUCGUGCGAUCUCGAUGGUCGGUCGCAUUACGGCCGCGCCAUGGCGGGUCUGCGUGACGCCUUGAAACGAGACGUGAACGCGCCGGGCCAGAUCGAGGCCAUCUUCAUCACCCUCUGGCUGAUGGUCGAUUACGAGAACCGGUUUGGGAGCGGCGCGACUGGCAUUAACGUUCAUGUGCGAGGCAUUCUGUCGUUGCUGUUCCAUCAUGUCGUGCCUCUGCUCAAGGGCUCGAAACAGAGUCCGCCGGCGGCGAUCACUUCUGCCCUAAAUCCCGCCGAGACGCCGGCGGAGAGCAGUUCCAUGGUUGAGGGGGACGACGAGAGUCGUCUCCUACCCCAACAGGUGAGCAGUAGUAGCCCGCCCGCGGAGCAGCAUACAGGCAAACUCCGGUCGACGUCGGUGCCGCUGUUUCUGCUCUGGACGCUGUACUUCUUCACACCGGGGGCACUGUUCUGCGGUCCCGGGAGCACGGGCGUGGACGACGUUGACCUCUUUCGCCUCUUCAUCCGUGCGGAAUCAGGAAAGACGGAGCUGAGUUUGCCAGAGCUCUACAAAAUCAGUAGACAGUCGCCGUCACGGUUCUGGGGGGAGACCUAUCCGGCGACGGCCCAAUUGGAUGAUCUGGAGAAUCUCCCUGGCCUGACCUUGUAUCACCGCAGCCAUGUGACCCAAUUCCACAUCACCGAAUUCUACCGACAGGGCAUGCCCAGCUGUUUGUCGCAGUCUGCAUGGGCCCAGAAUUCGUAUCGGCAGAUAGUGGACGAGAUUGCAACGAUAUCCGACGAGUUCGAGCUUCUUCUCUCGUCCGCCAAAGCCGCGCCAUCCUGUGAGAUCGUAGGGGAUGGCCGGAGGGUGAUGGAAACGGUAUAUUGGGCAUCAAUCACUUUCUACAGCACCAUCGUAUACCUUCAUCUCUGCACGGCGGGAACACCGGAGCAGGAGCAGCAAGAAAAACCGGCGCCGGACGAGGAAAAACAAGGCCGGGAGCACCACGGCAGACGCCAACAGCACAUCCAUGCGCGUGGCGAAGCCGUGUCACUGGUGCUAGAACUCGCGUUGAAGUUGCAUCGCAGCCGACCCCGACUGAUGAUUCGGAUCGUGUGGCCCCUGUUCCUGGCCGGUAUCGCCACGCACGAUCCUAUCUAUCAAGAUUGGGUGUCGAUCCGGUUGCGGGAGCUGGGCCGCUACGGGCAGAACUACAGUCGGGUGAGCAGACACUUUGAUGAGAUUAUCCGGGGAAAAGAGGACUCGUUCCGUAUUCUGCAUACUCCUGCGGGAGGGACAGGGAGUACGAGUCUUGCUUAG
Messenger RNA from Aspergillus affinis, 1872 nucleotides. RefSeq lists its product as uncharacterized. The record is from RefSeq and is a predicted model, not a curated record. Gene Ontology annotation, molecular function: transcription cis-regulatory region binding; DNA-binding transcription factor activity, RNA polymerase II-specific; zinc ion binding. The transcript is spliced from 3 exons. Gene Ontology annotation, biological process: positive regulation of transcription by RNA polymerase II. The coding region runs from base 1 to 1872 and encodes 623 amino acids. Lineage: Eukaryota; Fungi; Ascomycota; Eurotiomycetes; Eurotiales; Aspergillaceae. Gene Ontology annotation, cellular component: nucleus.